UCCGGAAAACUAUUAGCCAUAUUUGAAUGUAGACUUUGUAACAAAGUAUGGGUUUUCCGUGAUGUGACAGAGGCGGUGUGGGUGAAACUUGUAAACCAGGAAGAAUAUUGUUUCAGAAUUGAAGAGGUGGAAAACACGAGAGUUUCAGUGGACUUCAGAAGGAUCCACAGAGUUAAAAACUGCCAGGAUUACCUGUGGGUUAGAGUUUUCUUACAUAUUAUUCUUCAGGGAUAUUUCGGGAUGACUUCUGAGAUGGUGCCUGACCUCACAAGUGACUCCCUUUGGACGAUCAAGAGUGCUAGGUCCAUAGUUGUCGGAUUCUGGACUUAUCAUAUGUGGACAACGCUCUACAGACGUGUGUGUUCUGUUAUAGAAGGACUUUCAAAGUUUUGGACAGCUUUGCAGGUGUUUAAAUCAGCGAAGUAUGCUACUGCAAAAGAGCAAACACAUUUUUGUGGCGUUGUAGAAGCUAAACACAGCAAAUUGUUUUUCUUUUUGUAUCCAUUCUACAAAAAUGAGAAAACAAAUACUUCUGAGAACAGUGUUACCAAUGAAACAUACCUAUCAUUUCUAAGAGACUGUGUUUUUGAAUAUUUAUUCAGACCUUUCCUAAAAAAACUAAAAUUUAUGAACAGUUUUAUAGCAAUCCAAUCUAGAAGUAAAUAUGCUUUUAUCAAAUGUUCUGCAGAUUUCUCCAGUUCAGGUUUUAUAGACAGCUGCACUGUAGCGAGUAGCAGACUAUCACAGUCUGACUGCCUGGUUUCACAAAUCCAAACAGAUCCUCGAGAGCUUCCUGAAAACAGUGUUUGGAAUGGAGUUGGUGGAGAACUUUCUGAUGAGGUGCUGACAUGUUUAAACACAUUUGAUGAUGAAAGUGACAGUAUUAUUUCUGAUGAUUCUGUAGAAGGUCUCAGUGAGUGGAACACCGAAGAAGAUGAAGAACUGUGGAACUCUUUUCUUAAGUGCAGUGAUCCUUACAGGCUAUUCAACUUUCAGGGUUGUAUUUCAAAUGUCAGAACAAAUGAAAAUAAGUCUGCAUGCAUCAUUCCUAGUGUAAACAGUGGUAAAAACAGUAAAAUGUCAUCAGAAAAGGAUGUCAUAGUUACGAAAGCAGGAACAGAUGUGCAACCCUUUUGUAAAGGUUACACUUUUAGUAAAGAUGGAGAUGACUGGGAAGUUAAUUACCAUCAUAUCACUUUUAGAGGCAAGACCUACAUGAAGGACAAACCAGAAGACCUGGAUUCAUUUAUGCAAUGCAAGAAUUUUUACAGUCAUUUGGACAGUAGAAGUAAAGCUGGAAGUGCAAAGGCGUCAUUAGUACAUUUGGAAUAUUUAGAGAAUUGCUUUGGGAAUAUAGGGGAUUUUGAAGAAUGCAGUUCAUUUUGUAGAAUUAUUAAAAAUUGUGACAAUGUUACUAAUGAUCUGAGCUCAAGUGAUGACAGUUUUGAUGAUGAUGAUUUUGAGAGUGAAGAUUAUAGCAAGUUAUGGGAAUCACUUUUAACAUGUAAAGAUCCAUAUAAUCCUUUAAACUUUACAGCUUGUAUUAGAACUUACCCAUCCAUUACCAAAAGUGAUACGUUACUAAAGAAGAAAAUGGACACUGAACAGCUCUGUAUUAAGAAACUAAAGUGUGAAAAGAAGAGAAAGCCAACAUUACCAGAAUGGCCGUUUAAACACACGUGUGGUUCCACAGAUGGAAAUAUCGCAAAAGUCUGUGUUUGGAAAAAAACAGCCAAGUCAACUGUGAAUAGGGCUAUAAUGCAGCAUCAGCACACCACCUUGAAACAGGUCAGAUUCUCACCUGUUGUUCAUGUACAUACAAUGUGUGCAUGGUCUUAUGCAUUAAGAGCUGCUCGUAAAGGUCCAUGGGAAGAAAUGGCCAGAGACAGGGAAAGGUUUCAAUCUCGAAUAAAUGAAUCUGAAAAGAUCCUUGGCCACUACCUUAACAAGCGCUACAAUAAAAAAAUAUUGGCAAAGAUAUGUACUUGCUGAAAUGUAGGCUAAAUCUGGAGUAAUCUUCCUAAUUAUACAAACAUUUCUUUUAAAGGCAUCUUUGUUACUUUUCCCUGAGACUCAAAACUUGUAAUUCUUCCCCUUUAUUUGUAGAUUUUAUAAAGAUGUUCUAGCUUUAAACCCGUUUUUACCUACACAAUGGCUAUCUGUGAAAAGUUUAAAGCUGUAGAUCUGAGUCACAAGCUGAAGUAGAGUUUUUUCCAUCUUCAAGAAAAUUCUCUAUUUUUGCAUGGCUUUUUGUGUUGACUUGCUCUUGUGCAAACAGCACUUGAGUUUAGUAUUCCUUUUACUUUACUCACUCACUAUGUUGCUCAUUGUCUGUUUCUGCCUGUAUUCAUCUGUCUGGGCUCAGAAUUAUGAAGGCAAUUUUGCUGACGGUAA
This is a messenger RNA of Protopterus annectens (West African lungfish), 2394 nucleotides long. RefSeq lists its product as uncharacterized. Gene Ontology annotation, molecular function: protein phosphatase regulator activity. The record is from RefSeq and is a predicted model, not a curated record. Gene Ontology annotation, cellular component: endoplasmic reticulum; protein phosphatase type 1 complex. Gene Ontology annotation, biological process: response to endoplasmic reticulum stress. Bases 241 to 1992 code for a protein of 583 amino acids. NCBI's taxonomy places the organism in Eukaryota, Metazoa, Chordata, Ceratodontiformes, Protopteridae. The transcript is spliced from 3 exons.